AAGUAUUUUUCAUUUUUAAUCACUUUGAAAAUCCUCAAUAAACUAGCUAACCUCACAAAAAUUAAAAUUUGUUUGGAAAAAUUACAAAUUGAUUGAAUUUGUUGGGGGGUUUUCCCCUCCCCGUUUGAUGAUUUGGGAAGUGGGCUGUAACUAAAUGCCCGAUUUCAACACUACUCAACUGCAAAUUAUUCGUAUACCUGGAGAUGGAAGUUGUUUGUUUCGAGCUGUGGUCCAUGGUUCCUGUAUUAUACAAGGGAAGCCAUCUCCAAGUAAGAGCUUUCAAAAGAGACUUGCAGAUGAACUUAGAGACAAGGUUGUUGAUGAACUGAUCAAGAGACGCAAAGAUGCUGAAUGGUAUCUGGAGGAUGAGUUUGACAGAUACAUCUGUCAGAUGAGACAGUGUCAUGUUUGGGGAGGAGAACCUGAACUUCUCAUGGCCUCACAUGUUCUGAAGAUGUCCAUCACAGUUUACAUGAUUGACAAGAAAUCCAGUAACCUUAAAAUCAUAGCAGAAAAUGGACAAGAAUAUGGUAGACAGAACCCAAUUUGUGUUCUUUAUCACGGCUACGGUCAUUACGAUGCACUGAAGUGUAAAUAAACCCCUAAUACAAUCGGGGUCAUACUGUUUAUUUUGCUCAUUUGCUGGAACAAACUUGCCUGAGUUGCGUCUACAGACUACAAUGGAAUCUGGUCUUAGAACGUGAUGAUCAAAUCCUUUUAAUCUGCUUGAUAUUGUACUAUACUACGGAGGAAUGCAUCUAUAUAUUUACAGUUUUUUCUCUCCUAAACUUUUUUAUUUUUUUUGCUUUUUUUUUGUUUUGUUAAGUUGAGUUGUACAACUUCUUGGAAAUCAUAAUGAUUCUAAAAUAUUAAUUAUGGCGUAAAUACGUGGUCAUAUUUUCUAU
This is a messenger RNA of Spinacia oleracea (spinach), 905 nucleotides long. RefSeq names its product OVARIAN TUMOR DOMAIN-containing deubiquitinating enzyme 4. Gene Ontology annotation, molecular function: cysteine-type deubiquitinase activity. NCBI's taxonomy places the organism in Eukaryota, Viridiplantae, Streptophyta, Magnoliopsida, Caryophyllales, Amaranthaceae. The coding region runs from base 155 to 598 and encodes 147 amino acids. The record is from RefSeq and is a predicted model, not a curated record. The transcript has 6 exons. Gene Ontology annotation, biological process: ERAD pathway; endoplasmic reticulum unfolded protein response; protein deubiquitination. Gene Ontology annotation, cellular component: nucleus; cytosol.